AUGGAGGAGCGGGAGCGGGGGGCGAGGUCGGCUCGCGCCGGGAGCCCCGCGCGCCCGCCCAGCCCGCGGCUGGAUGUCAGCUCUGACAGCUUCGACCCGCUGCUGGCCCUGUACGCGCCCCGCCUGCCGCCCAUACCCUACCCAAACGCGCCCUGCUUCAACAACCUGGCCGAGUACGAGAGCUUCCUCAGGACCGGGGUCCGGGGCGGCGGGCGCGGGCGGGCGCGGGGCGCGGCCGCGGGCUCAGGGGUGCCCGCCGCCUCUGCCGGGCCCUCGGCUAGAACCCGUCGCCGCCUGGACGCCCCGGCCCCGGACCCCGAGCGCAUCCAGCGCCUCCGUCGCCUCAUGGUGGCCAAGGAGGAAGGGGACGGGGCCGCCGGGGCACGCCGGCGGGGUCCGGGUCGGAGCAGGAAGGCGCCGCGCAACGUGCUCACGCGAAUGCCCUUGCACGAAGGCAGCCCUCUGGGUGAGCUCCAUCGUUGUAUCCGGGAGGGGGUGAAGGUGAACGUUCACAUUCGCACUUUCAAGGGUCUUCGUGGCGUCUGUACAGGCUUCCUCGUCGCAUUUGACAAGUUCUGGAAUAUGGCACUUACCGAUGUGGAUGAGACCUACCGAAAACCUGUUCUAGGCAAAGCGUAUGAACGGGAUUCUUCAUUGACUCUUACUAGGCUAUUUGAUCGCCUAAAACUUCAGGAUUCCUCCAAAAAGGACGCAGAUUCCAAGUCUGCAGUUGAAGAUUCCACUCUGUCCAGAUACUCCCAGACAUCCACUUGGAAGGUAGCUUCGGUGUGGGGACGAGGAGACACUGACCGGGGCUCACGCAGGCGUUCCCGCUCCGUCCCUUCUUCCCUGCAGGCGUCUGCAAGGGAGGAGUCCAGGUCAGAGAUGUCAGGGAGGACUACACGGACAGAAGGGUCAAGUGCAGGAGGUACCUUUUCCAGGGCUACCACCCUUUCCAGGGGUCAGCCCCGUAAGAAAAAGCGAAAGCCCAAAGUGGAUUACCAGCAGGUAUUCACUCGACACAUAAAUCAGAUUUUCAUUCGAGGCGAGAAUGUCCUGCUGGUUCAUCUUGCACAGUGA
Puma concolor (puma) is the source of this 1080-nucleotide messenger RNA. It is a transcript of the gene LSM11, whose product is annotated as LSM11, U7 small nuclear RNA associated. Gene Ontology annotation, biological process: mRNA 3'-end processing by stem-loop binding and cleavage. Lineage: Eukaryota; Metazoa; Chordata; Mammalia; Carnivora; Felidae. Gene Ontology annotation, cellular component: U7 snRNP. Gene Ontology annotation, molecular function: U7 snRNA binding. The record is from RefSeq and is a predicted model, not a curated record.